UUCGCAUUUGUAUGUAUCUAAUCUAGCCGACCCGGUAAGAGCCUUGUCCUUAACUCUAAUUUCACUAUACUGAUGACUGCGCCAACAUAAAUACCUGAGCCCCGCAUGGUGGUGGUGCCCGAAAUGCCCUCUAUCUCUUUUUGUCUCCGACGCUCAUCCCAUGGACAGUGAUAGUCUCCCGGUCUAUGGCUUGGCCGUCGCAGUGGUCCUUCUGCUCAUAUUCAUCUACGAUCGCUGCAGAUUUUCUGAGCUGAAUUCUAUUCCUGCGCUCGGUCCGUCAGGGGCGUUGUCUUCAUGGUUUGGCGCGGUUCGUUUCAUAUUAGAUGCUCCGGCUAUGGUGCAAGAAGGCUAUCAGAAGCACAAAGGUGGAAUGUUCAGAGUGCCAUUGAUUGAUAGAUGGGUAGUGGUGCUGACCGGACCACGGUUAAUAGAGGAGUUGAGGAAGGUACCGGAAGAUGAGCUUUCUUUCGAUCACGCUAUGAGAGACCUUCUUCAAGUCAAAUAUACAUUUGGCAUUGAUGCGCAAGAAUAUCCAUAUCACGUCCAUGUUACUCGCAACCAUCUCUCCCGAAACCUUCAGGUCCUCUUCCCUGAUGUUUACGACGAGAUCACCCACGUAUUCCGCACGAUCAUGCCAUCAGACCAGGGUGGUUGGGCUAAAGUUCGCUUGUAUCCGGAGAUCGUGAAGGCUAUGUGUCGCGUAAGCAAUCGCAUCUUUGUUGGACUUCCGCUUUCUCGGUCACCCGAAUUUGAAGCCCUGCAACAGCAAUUCGCUUUACAAGUGGUGAUGCGUGCAAGUAUCGUGAACUUUUUUCCAAAAUUUGCACAUCCGAUCAUUGGUCGAUUAUUGACAAACACGCCUAGUAGCAUUAGGAGAUGUAUGGCACUUCUUGAGCCUAUUGUGGAAGAACGACUGCGGAACAUAGAACAAUCCAGGGAUGACUGCAGCGACAAACCGAACGACAUGAUUAGCUGGCUCAUUGAGGUAUCCGACAAGGAGCACCGAACUCUUCGGAGUAUAUGCUUGAGGAUUUUGGUCCUCAAUUUCGCUGCAUUGCAUACAACAGCUCAGAGCUUCACUCACGCUCUCUUUUUCCUUGCUGCAUACCCUCAGUAUUCCACACCCCUUCGAGAGGAAGUUUCAGCUGUCAUUGAUCAGGAAGGAUGGACGAAGAAUGCGAUGACAAAACUCGAGAAGAUGGACAGCUUUCUCAAGGAAUCUCAACGACUGAGAAGCACCACUCUCUUUCCUAUAAUGCGCAAAGCAAUGCGGCCAUUCGUAUUCUCGAAUGGUACUGUAAUACCCAGCGGAACUCACGUCGUUGCUGCCUCAUCACCUAUGCAUCUUGAUGACGAAUACUUCGAAAGCGCAUCGGAGUUUCGACCCUUCCGGUUUUCACAGCGCGAGGACGAUGAAGGAAUUAAAGACCCACAAUGCCUGCUAGCUUCCACCAGUUCAAAUUAUAUCCCUUUUGGGUAUGGAACUCGUGCCUGCCCCGGUCGCUUCUUUGCUUCUAGUGUGAUGAAGGCCAUGAUGGCUUAUCUUGUACUAAAUUAUGACAUUAGCUUGGAGAAAGAAGGCGAACGUCCCCCAGAUGAAUGGUUCAUGAUGAAUUGCUCUCCCAACCGUAAGGCAGAGGUUAUGUUUAGACGCCGACGGUCCACAUGAUACUUGGUUUCGCAUACAUACUAGCGGGAUACCCAGAUAAUGGCCAUAUUGUUUAAUUACUUCAUUAUUUCCAGCACUAGCACAUCGAAUAAAUACACGUGAAGAACUAUCUCUUGGAUUGGUUGCGC
Molecule: messenger RNA, 1797 nt
Organism: Suillus paluster
Lineage: Eukaryota; Fungi; Basidiomycota; Agaricomycetes; Boletales; Suillaceae
Product: cytochrome P450
Exons: 11
Coding region: 161-1669 (502 amino acids)
Molecular function (GO): oxidoreductase activity, acting on paired donors, with incorporation or reduction of molecular oxygen; monooxygenase activity; iron ion binding
Source: RefSeq, a predicted model, not a curated record